AUGGAGGUGUUCUUCAACUCGUCUUUGCUCUUCAUCUCACACAAACCAUUAAACUCCAGCAUAGGGGACAAGACUGUAUAUGAGCAGUGUGACGGCAUGCCAGCCGUUCUUCUCUUCUACCUGGUGCUGCAGUUCAUCAACAUGUUCUUGGGGAUCCCAGCCAACGUCAUGGUGCUGUGGCUCCUGCACAAGAACAAGAGUGACUCCACCACCUCGGACAUCUUCAUUCUGCACCUGGCCAUCCUGGACACCUUCUUCUGCCUCAUCCCCCCUCUGGAGCUGGCCAACAUCGUCUACCUGACCACCAGCAGCACCUGGUACGUGCUGCGCUUCUUCUACGGCGUCAAGGACUCCUCUCCACUCUUCCUGUCCUGCAUCUGCCUGGACCGCUACAUGGCUGUGCUCCACCCAAUCACCUUCACAGAGCUCAAGGACCGCAGCCACCGGCCUGUGCUUGCCGCCGUCGUGUGGAUUGUCACGCUGGCCUACUCCACCGUCAAGUGCGUGGGCAACAUCGUGAACUUUGACAAGGUCUUCACAGUCAUGAUCCUGGCAGCAUUCGCCUUCAUGGUAUUCUGUAAUGUCGCCAUCCUAUGGGCCCUGAGGCAGUCUGGGCCGGGCCGUGAUGAGAUGCACCCUGUCAAGAAGAGAGCCUUUAAAAUGGUCCUCAUCAUAUUGGCAAUCAUUGUUUUGAACUACUUCCCUCCCGUGGCUCUGUUCCCCUUCCAGCAAUACUUCUCCCCAGAUGUAUUCCAGUGCUACAUCCACUACAUUGCCUUUGGCUUCAUGGACAUUAGCAGCAGUAUCCAACCUGUGCUUUACCUGUCAAAAGAGAAAAUACUACCGCAGAAACCUGGCUGCUGCUGUACCAGAAAUACAGCCAACUCAGGAUGA
Molecule: messenger RNA, 894 nt
Organism: Oncorhynchus masou masou (cherry salmon)
Lineage: Eukaryota; Metazoa; Chordata; Actinopteri; Salmoniformes; Salmonidae
Gene: hcar2
Product: hydroxycarboxylic acid receptor 2-
Exons: 1
Coding region: 1-894 (297 amino acids)
Biological process (GO): phospholipase C-activating G protein-coupled receptor signaling pathway; positive regulation of Rho protein signal transduction
Cellular component (GO): plasma membrane
Molecular function (GO): G protein-coupled receptor activity
Source: RefSeq, a predicted model, not a curated record